Messenger RNA from Aspergillus eucalypticola CBS 122712, 1237 nucleotides. RefSeq lists its product as uncharacterized. The transcript is spliced from 2 exons. The record is from RefSeq and is a predicted model, not a curated record. Bases 13 to 1083 code for a protein of 356 amino acids. NCBI's taxonomy places the organism in Eukaryota, Fungi, Ascomycota, Eurotiomycetes, Eurotiales, Aspergillaceae.
UCAUCAACAAGGAUGCUCCAACAACGGAUCGUGCUUCUACGCCCUCGGCGUGCCAGGGCAAUAGAAGGGACUCUUUCAUCAAUUCGUCGGUUUUCGGCUACGUACUUACAAGCAAAAGAUUCCAACAAUCACUCCAAUGCGAAUGCAACCGAGGGUUCCGCAGCCUCUUCCGCCGCCGGACGUCCUAGUGCGCAAACCAGAAGAAACAACAUUCCGCCGGCGAACCUGAACAUUCGGAGCGUCAACCAUGAACGACCUCGUCCCCGACGGAUAGUAGAUGCGAGAUCUCUCGCCGCCUCUCAAGCCACUGGCCAACCAGCAAACAUUCUUAAGAAUCCCAGGGCUCGCAAUUCUCGAGGCAACCGAUCCACCGCUUCUCGAGGCCCUAGAGCUGGGCCAAAGAAGAAGGUUCAAUCUAAAGAUGGGCGAGCAGGCCGUUCUCGACGCACCGAGGGGUCCGGCCAGGAAGAUUCAACAUCCAAUGCAGCAUUCCAUGAAGCCUCGAUCAACGCUGUCUUCCGAGAGCUCGCAGAACAAGCGCAGCCCAAGCCUGUCCAGUACAAUCCCGAGUCGAUCUCCUUAGCUUCACUGAAGGAAACAUGGCCAUCUCUACCCACCGACAUUGACGCUCAUACUGCCGGAGUCGUUGAGAAGUUGUCUCUAUUCGGCGAUCGCUACGCAAAUGAUUAUGUACCUCCAAAUGAGCUGGGCAAGCGACUUUAUCAGGGCAAAUUUGUCCGCUUUUCGAGUGAAGAGGAAAAAGCUGAGGCCAUCUCUGAAGCGAACAAGCUAUCGCAAGAACGCGCAGACAAGUUGUCCCAGCGAAAAGGCGAUCUUGUGGAACCACGUCAUGUCAACUUCAGUCCACUCAGCACCAAGGACCAAGGCUCACUUCUCGGACUUCUUGUUCAGGGCAAUUAUCCUAAGUCUAAAGCCAAACAGGCGGUCAACCUCUCAAUCGUUGACAGUGUCUCUGAAAACCUCAGAAACAAUGCAACGUAUCACACAGUCGGCAAAUCCUCUGCGUUCAUUGCGAAGUUGGACUCGCUUCUAGCCGCCAGUCGCAUGACAAAACGCCCCUGAGAACCUUGUUUUCUGAUACCAUCAGUAUCCUUACUAUGUACCUAUACUUUUGCAGCUUUUCAUGAUCCCUUGUUAUCUUUGUCAUUGUUUACAUUUAUGCCUUGCAAGUGACUGUAGAAUACAUUACUCUCUGGAAUAAGUUACAGAACUCGUG